CCCAGGGAGGGAUUCUGUGGACGGACCCCGCAGAGCCCGGCAGCCGGUAACUGGCAGCAACAAGCCGUCAGCCACGACCCCACAAUGAUGACAGCUGUACCCACAGGUCCCAGUUCAUGUCUUCAAAGCACGGGUCAUCGGGACAGAAGGAAGCAGGUCGGGAAUGUGCCACUGUCUCAGAUGGUGCUUCCUCUCCCACUGGGAGAAUGGUGACUGAUGGUUCCAGAAGCUGUCCCCUUCCAGCCACCCCCAGCCCUCCGAGGCCCGAGGGAAGAAUUACCCCUGCACAAGGAAAGAGUCAUUGCCCCGGCAGGCGACAGCAGAGUCCCAUGGUAGCCAGGUGGCUGAAGGCGAGCCGGGACUGCCUGCCUGCCUUGAAGAGGACAGCUUCUGACCUGCUGAGUGGUCCCAAGAGCCUGCCGAUGGACCCGAUGCACCUCAGCAUGUCCAGUGCUCCCCUGGUAAAGCACACAGCUGGACCCGGACUCAAGUCCCACAGACCUCGGGUCAUGUCCAAGAGCGGACACAGCAACGUGAGAAUCGACAAAGUGGACGGCAUCUACUUACUCUACCUUCAAGACCUGUGGACGACCGUGAUCGACAUGAAGUGGAGGUACAAGCUCACCCUGUUUGCUGCCACGUUUGUGAUGACCUGGUUCCUUUUUGGAGUGAUCUACUAUGCCAUCGCGUUCAUUCACGGGGACUUAGAGGCGAGUGAGCCCGUGGCAAACCGCACUCCCUGCAUCAUGAAGGUGGACUCGCUCACGGGGGCAUUUCUCUUCUCCCUGGAGUCCCAGACAACCAUAGGCUAUGGCGUCCGCUCUAUCACGGAGGAAUGCCCUCAUGCCAUUUUCCUGCUGGUGGCUCAGCUGGUCAUCACGACCUUGAUAGAGAUCUUCAUCACAGGCACCUUCCUGGCCAAAAUCGCCAGACCCAAGAAGCGGGCCGAGACCAUCAAGUUCAGCCACUGCGCUGUCAUCACCAAGCAGAAUGGGAAGCUGUGCUUGGUGAUCCAGGUGGCCAACAUGCGGAAGAGCCUCCUCAUUCAAUGCCAGCUCUCUGGCAAGCUCCUGCAGACUCACGUCACCAAGGAGGGGGAGCGGAUCCUCCUCAACCAGGCCACCGUCAAGUUCCACGUGGACUCCUCUUCAGAGAGCCCCUUCCUCAUUCUGCCCUUGACAUUCUACCACGUGCUGGACGAGACCAGCCCCCUGAGAGAUCUCACACCCCAGAACCUGAAGGAGAAGGACUUUGAGCUCGUGGUGCUCCUCAACGCCACCGUGGAGUCCACCAGCGCCGUCUGCCAGAGCCGCACGUCCUACGUCCCCGAGGAGAUCUACUGGGGCUUCGAGUUCGUGCCCGUGGUCUCUCUGUCCAAAAACGGGAAGUACGUGGCCGACUUCAGUCAGUUCGAGCAGAUCCGGAGGAGCGCCGAUUGCACGUUCUACUGCGCAGACUCCGAGAAGCAGAAGCUGGAGGAGAAGUACAGGCAGGAGGAUCAGCGGGAAAGAGAACUGAGAACGCUUUUGCUGCAACAGAGCAAUGUCUAAGGGUGGGGCCACGGCCUCGGUUUCACUCCGCCGCGGGCUCCACACCCGAGCUCCCUUCCGACAAAAAAAACACAUGGGUGCACUCUAAAAAAACCCAACCGUGCAGACGUGCAAAAUCUCUCUUUUCCUUUGAUCUGGUGGCUAAACGAGAGUCUGCACCUUUCAGAGGGUUCCUUGUUUAAAUGCUUGGUCUGAAACGAACUCCCAAAAUUCCAAUUUUCUAAAAUGGGGCUACAUUUCGAGGACCUUGGUGUAUGGCAAUUGCAAAAUGGCCCUGCUGGGUGGCCAGAGACAUUCAGCAGUGCUGAUCGUGAGUGGCAAUGCUUUUCUGCAUGAGGAUAGCAGCUGUAAUAUAAGGUAUUUAUUCAACCCAACUGUCAAAGACAUUAUGGCCGAGACUUGAAAUGGGGUUCACUAUUCACUUAUAUCAUUGCUUUAAAACACUCUUUUUUUUCUCUCUCAGGCAGAGAAAAUGUUAUAUAUACUGGAGGCUGUCUGGUAAUAGAGAAAAUGGAGCAGGGGGAUUCUGUACUCACGAAAUAUAACAAUGCCAUUGUUACCUUUUUUCCAGUGGGUUUAAUUGUAUAGCGUGAAAUCGAUCAACCAGGAGUGGAGGGGCGUGGAGGCAGAUGCAAAUGGACCGGAGGCUAUUGGCUCACUCGUUUUCUGUUGGAACACGCCCCUUCUGUCCAAAAUGCGGAUCCCAGACCAGCAGCAUCAAGCCUCAUCUGGGGGCUUAUUAGUAACAUAGAUGCCCAGGCCCCACCCAACUUAGAGAAUCAGAGUUCGUAUCUUAAUAAGACCCCCAAGUGACUUGUGCACCAAUGAGUUUGGGAAGCCCCUCUCUGGGCAGUGUGUUCAAGGAACCUUCUGAAUCGGUGGGACUCUGUGUGUCCCAGGUCCACGUGGCCCCCAGACCUACCCUUCCUUCGGUUCAUUCUUAGGGACCACACUUCCUUUCAGCCACUUCUUUUCUUAUCUGUUAAAAUGCCUUGUCCCCAGAGGAAGUGCCACUGACAUUCUGGGAGCAAAAUAAAACUCUUGCAAGUAACGGCUGUCUCAUCCAUGCUAAGUAUUGUACAUGGUUGUGGAGAGUAGUGAGAACAAAAGAAAAAUUAAGCUGGGUAAGGGCCAGAAAUUUGCUCAAGGGUUGAAAUCUAGAAAGUUGAAUGGUCCCGUAAGAAUAGGAGUGGCAGGGAUAAUUCAUACACAGAUGGGUCCGGGAAGCAUGGACAAAACCUGACCGUCGGAUAACACAUCAAGGAUGUCCUCAGGAUCUAAACAAAUCUUGUGCAACUCAGUGUUAUGGAGUAACACUUUGCCUUUGGCAGAAUUUAAGGACCAGGCACCCUGCCUUUCUUUGGUGCAGAGGAUAAAUGGGCUAGGAUUGGCUAAAUGUACAAAAGGUGAAUUCUCAUUUCAUUCAAAAUGGGAUGGAUUUGUGUGUUCACUCAAGAAGCAUGGGGCUGUGUGUAGGUGCUACAUGGACAUACAUGUGAGCCCACAUGUGUACACACAGGCAUGCACACACACACAGGGACUCACACACGGGCUCUUGAAGCACAACUGUGGAAAUUCUGGGACUCCUCUAGGCUUGGGGACACCGAGACUCAGAGGACACAGGGAGGCAGUCUGGGUUCAGACGGUCGGUGACCGAUGAUGUGGACGCCAACGAGUCUGGCCGUCUCUUGGUGCUGCCUCCUUUUCAAAGGUCCUGCAUCAAACCGACAAACAGAAAAUGUGGCCAACGCCUCUGAGAUGGACUGCCCAUCGCACGGAGGGGUCUGCAGCUGGAAAGGCUUAGAGAGCGUUUUCAAUGCACUAGAGGUUUUGGCCUUUAACUAUUCAGGAAGUUCUUUUCUUUUCCUGCUGAUAAUUUCCUGGCAGGUUGUUUUAGAUCUUCAAAAAUUACGCAGAGUUAGGCAUUACCCCUUGUAGUUGUUCUCCGUGAUUUUCGAUUGCAUAUCGUGGUAUAAUCAACAGAAGAAGAGCGUCAUGGGCGCGCUCACCGAUUUCCUGUCGCACUGUCCAGUUCUUCUCACGGUACUGCCAUCAAUGUUCAUUUGAAUGUGACCAAGAUUAGGAAUUUUACGUGCUUCUGUUGCAUCUAGUACCAUGACGUGGCACGAAACGGAGAAAUCUUUUUUAUGUUCACUUAGCGUAUCUAUUUCAGCCAAAUUUGGAAGGCUUGAGCACCUGGAUCUUUUGCACGACACAAAAUAAACACAAAAUAACACAAACAAACAAAAGAACACACAAAAUAAAUAUGCUGUGUCUUCAAAGCCAGUACCCAUGUAAGUCAAUACAUCAUAUAGUGUAAUUUUUAAUACACGACGCUCAAGUCAUGGCUGGUUGGACACUUGGCCUUUCCCAGGCACUCUCAUUUAGUGUUACUUUGUACAAAAUACUCGCACGUCUACAUGCUAACGAAGGACUCAGGCGGCAAAGUGGUUCUAUCUGGACACGGUCUUCUGGCGAAAACAGAUUCCUGCUCCGCCCUCAAUGGAGAAGAAAGUCAUUCUCAUGGAGCACUUUUGGCCCCCCAAAAGCUUGUGCAUUUUGAAGCAUUUCCCGUGCACCAGGCCUUGUCAGAGAGAUCCUUCAAAAAUGCCGUGUUCCAUUUGAGAAACAACAAAGCCAUGUCUUUCUUGUUUCAGUAAUAAAAUGUAUUGUACUUACGUGGUCCAUAGUAGCCAAUGCCCCGGAAGCAUUUCACUAACUACACGUAGUAGCAGAGGUUUCCUCACUGAUCCUUGCAGAGAGCCACCUUUUUGGGGAGCGAUACAUACACCGGCCCCCUUUCCCAUUCAUGGGGCUAUUGCAGCACAGAGAAGCGACUCCAGAAAUUAAAAUUAACUGGUUAGAAGGGAAAAAUGCCAGGAAUGAGUGGAUUGUAGAUUUAAAUGAAUUUAAACAAGUCUUUGGAUUUAAUUUUCAGUUUUCAUUGACUGUGAAUUCGAUACCAUUGAAAUGUAAAUUAAGGUACAUAAACCUGUAUAAACACUUCUACUACAACACUAUUCUUUCUCCCUGGCUUAGAUCCUUAGCACUGACAUGUCAUCUGGGGAAAGAAGAGAAAAGUGGAGUGAAGAAGGCACAAGGCCUUUGCACUGGUGGCUCAGUGAAGUGCCACCCUUGCCCUCGGGCUUGGUUCUGCGUGCUGUCCCUGUGGCCUACAGGUCAGGCACUUGACCUGUGGUGUCGGGAAGACUUCCAGCCUCUUAGUCUUGGCUUUGUUCUUGCUAGACUUUCCUUUGCCUCUUAAACAUUUCCAAUACCUUGUUUUGAAUUCAAGUUAUCUUAUCAUGGCUUGGUGGGAUGGUAUUUUUUUGUAACAAAAAGUAUUAGCAUUUCAAGCAUUGACUUCCAACCGUGCACUCAAAAUCCAGCUUUUGGCCCUGGAUGGGUCCAUGGUGCUCUGAGUCUUCUUCCCACCCGAGAAGAAGAUCUACACUUGAAGGUCCAAAGCUUAACAUUUCACAUCCAAUGGAUUAACCACGUACAUUUUGCCCUUUGUGAAUCUGUUUAUCUUUAAUCACAGUGACCUGCCAACCCGCCAAACCUGGGGUCCCGGGACCCCAGUGAGUGGGAGGCGUCCGCUGUCAGACUCCAGUGUCUGAGAGCAGCGUUAAGAGUUUCCAGAGUCAGAAUGUGCGCUGGAAUGAUGCGAUUAGAGCUAAACUGGGACUUGAAAGAAUGAGUUAUCUUCUAGAGGCAUUCGUGUUUGUCAGUAAACUGUUUGUAUUGUUGUUAUGUGGGUUUAAUUUUUGUUUAAGAAUUUAAAACAAAAUCUUUGUCUUCAGACUAAGGAAGGUAAAAAUGUUCAGCCAACUAGCUUGUACAUCAAUUCACGUCUCCUGGUGAAGAACUUCUUUGCAGGGAAAAACUGGCCAUUCCAUCUUACAUGACGACAGGCAGUGUCGCUCUAGCCCCCUGGUGCCCCAGGAGAGCCCAUUUUCCCAGUCUCUAAGAAACAUUGAUGAUUUCAGUCCCAUUCCCCCCUCAGAAUUACUUCUGCAAAAUGCUCCAUGAAAAAGAAACAUGGGGAAGACCUAAAACUUCAGCCCUCCCCGCCAUUCUCAUCCCCUCUCGGCUCUCCUGGGGGACUCGGCUCCCCCUCAGCUUGGAACGCGCGUGGCCGGCUGGUUUUCACCCCGGCUACCCGCUCCAGCAGGUCCGGUAACUCUGUGGGUUGAAAAUCCUCAGUUCAAAUUAGCAAUGUGUACACGUGCAGAUAGACAAUCUGAAAUUGGGGCAGGAGUUUCUAUUUUUCCAUUAGUAUGCUGCUGGCGUGUAAAAAUAGAAGAUGGAGAAAAGGCUCUUGAUUUGAGUUGAUAGUUAAUUCCUAAUAAAACUACGGGAGUUGUCUGUGUAAGUUAAGCACGUCAUUGCUGCGUGUGUAUAAAAGCCAAAGUUGCCGUGUGCGUGUGUAGAGACCCCGUGACCCUGAAUAGGACCCCAGAAUGAGGAACCCCAGCCAUGCCGGGCGUGUAGCACCUGUCCUGUGCUCAGUGACUUGUGUCCUGAAUUCUGUAUGGAUUUCAUGAUGACGCUCUAAAUGUCAUUCUUGUCAAUAAAUAACAAAAUGGCAUAGGCAGUUAGAAAAACACAUCUUUCCAAUUGCACUGGUCUUGAAUGUUCAUUUGCUAGCUCAGCCAGCCUUACAGAAAAUUACUCACAGGAGAGCCUAACGUAAAUAUCCCUUCCUUUGGAAGUGACGGUUUUCAUGUUCCUCGUAGUGGAGAAAGGGGUCAUCCAAGAGGAUAUUUUCUUGACUUGCUGCAUUAGUACCAGUACAUUGCAGGCAAACACAGGGGGCCUUUGACACACUCUGUGCAGCGUGGAGCAGGGUGCCAUCCGUGGGGGCCCGUCCCCCCAGGAGAGACCCCAAGUGCCGGGCUCAGAGCCCCUGUGCACGGUGCGUGGGAGCCCUUGUUCCCGGCCCCGGACCUCGCCAGAUAAUCAGGCCGAGGGUUCUGUGUUCCCGGCUGACGCUGGAUGGGCAAAGCCAGUGAGGAAGGGGUCAGUCUAAAAAGCCUAUCAGCGAACUUCUUGAGUAGCAGCUCCCUCCUCAUGACAUAGCACUUAGCCGUGGUCUUUAUUUGAGGCCAAAUCCCAUCUAGUAUCCAAACCUUCCCACCCCCUUAAGAGAGCCAAAAGUAUUCAAGUCAGUGGCAGAACUUGCUCAAAAUUAGACUCUAAGUUAGCCACUCCGAUUGAUUAUAGUAUAGCUAUUUCUUGAAAGGAAAGGAAAGGAAAAGGAAAGGAAAAAGGAAAGGAAAGAAAAGGAAAAAGAAAAGAAAGAGAAGCAAAAAGAAAAAAAAAGAAAAAGAAAAAUAAAGAAAGAGAAAAAGUCAGAAGUUGUUGACUCUGAGCGAAGAAAUGUGAUCUCUCAGCUUAUUAUUACUACUAUUGUUACUGGUGCAGAUGUCCUUAAUAUUAUUUAAAAAGGGUUUCCAAGAAGAUGAAUGGAAGGGGGGUUCAAAGAAACGCGGUGUUUUCUUUUUCAUCUCCGUGAUUUAACUACAUUUUUUUUUCCAUCGGCAAUCAAAUCUUAAGAGUGAGGAUGUUGUAUUAAAACAAAUCAUCGCAGGAAGUAUGACUGUGUCAGGGGCUUUUUACAAAAACAAACUUCCAGAUCGCAAGAGGAAGCUGGUGUGUGUGCUGACGGGCAUUAAACAGCAGUUGGGAGAGGAAGGCAGGACACCAGCCAACUUGGAUCUAUUUUUGAAGAAUUAUUUCUGUGCGGUGUCAUGGAAUUGUAAGUUGCAAAGCGGCUGCUUUGGUAAACAGACUUCUCGAAUCCAAAGGGACCCACUCCAAAACACCACUUAAUGAAAUGCAAGGGAAGGUUAAGAAGUCUAAAAUCCCCAAUCACAUGCAGAUUUUACAAGCAAACAGUCCCACUCCUUGUAAAUCCCAGCGGCGUGCCCUUGCCAGCGCCUGGGUGGUGCCUCGGUCUCCUGCCCUGUGUCCCUCCGCGUCUGAUCGCUGUACUGUGACACUGAUGCGCGUCCUGUACCCGACUGUGCCCUGGCAGAACAGUGGGUUGUGUUUCUCAAGGCCGAGCUACUGUUUGGUGCGUGCUGGAAAUCUCACACUAACUGGCGUGUAUGCUCUGUGGCCGGUGAGCCCAGCUGACGCGGGAUCAGCUUUAAUGAUGUCCUUUCGUGUUUUACAGAUUCAUACCUCUGUGUGUUACACCAUGUCACUUUGCAUAUGCAACUGCAUCACCUUUCUGAUUUUACACGUGGAAUCACUCUAAUCCGUGAAACAAUGGAAAUGCAAACACAAUAAAGCCAAUUCCACAGUCA
Messenger RNA from Phyllostomus hastatus (greater spear-nosed bat), 7864 nucleotides. It is a transcript of the gene KCNJ15, whose product is annotated as potassium inwardly rectifying channel subfamily J member 15. Gene Ontology annotation, biological process: potassium ion import across plasma membrane; regulation of monoatomic ion transmembrane transport. The record is from RefSeq and is a predicted model, not a curated record. Gene Ontology annotation, cellular component: plasma membrane. Gene Ontology annotation, molecular function: inward rectifier potassium channel activity. Lineage: Eukaryota; Metazoa; Chordata; Mammalia; Chiroptera; Phyllostomidae. The coding region runs from base 117 to 1550 and encodes 477 amino acids. The transcript is spliced from 3 exons.